CGUUAUCAAGGCCGCGAGUACGACGGAUCGGGGUGAGGUGGGGGCCGGGGGGCAGGAGCACCGCUGAUGUCCUCCAGCCGGGUACUGGCUUACCGACUCAGCAGCCCACCAGUCAGCGACAGAAGCAGCGCGUUGGUCGUGCCAGGGCCCGGCCGGUGGUGGCGCCGGCGCCCUUGGGCCAAACCCACACCCCGACAGGCCCCGCUGCGGCCCCCACCAGGGCGCCGGAGGACGAGGAGGCGGAGGAAGAGUGCGGAGCUGCUGGUGGUGCCCGUGAGAGGACGAGCUGCAGGCACCGGUGCUCUGCCACCGCCAGCCAGCCCGGCUCUGAAUGUCUUCGAACAUACAGAAGUCGUGCGUGGGGCUUGAAGCGACAUUGAGUGACAGCAAGAGGAAAUACAUCGAUAAGGUGAAUGCACUUUUGGCCGCUUGGGAGCAUGUCACCAAUUAUAUUACUAAUACUUCAGAGACAACCCAGUCUCUCAUAGAAUGGGCGAACGAGCACACGCUCGAACUGGUAUUGCGCGGCGAAUGGCCGAAGCUUGCACCUGCGACGAGGACGCACCUGAACGUGACGCUGCAGAGGUGCGCGAGUCAACUUGUCCAGCAGCAGCAUCCUUCGGCGAAGCGUUGUCAGGCGCUUAUCGACUUUGUUCAGGAUCCAUGGGGCAAACCGGCCCUCGACAGGAUACUUAACGGCCAGUUGAAUCCCGAACAUGAGGAGGAAGAGUUCUGCUGUCAAGAGAAAGGAGAGCUAUUAAAGAUGAGGCUAAAGAUACUAUGCGAGGAUCGCUGCGAGGACAUUGCGGUGAACCUCGCCGCAGCAUGCGUUCGUUCGCUGCGCAGGAACGAGCGAUUGCGAUCACUGUCCGAACCUGGCCACGUCCACUAUAUGAUCGACGUCUAUAUCGUCUUAUUGUACAAACUCAAACGCACCCACGAUAUCGUCGCCCAAUUAAAGUUAAUGGACCUGAAGGAUGGACUCGAACUUAUGCAGAGGCUGAGCGGAGAGAAGCCAACUAAGUAUGGAACUGCGCGCGUCUGGCGAAACUCGAGUAAAGCAGCGGAGCUCGUUGCCCAGUACCUCGUGACGACAGGUAUGGUGAGGCCCCUGGCCGAGGUAAGCGCCGCCACCCUCGAGCAGAUCCUCAACUCAUGGGCACUCUUACACGCCAAGUCUAAGGAUGUCGUCGCAACACUGCCCGGCAUCAUUAGGAAGUUAAUUGAGCCAGCGGAGAGCGCUCAGCAUAUAUACAUAUUUUGCGGGGUGUUAAUUAAGCAUUUUGGCGAUACAAUAAAACCGCUGGUGAUUGAACUCUAUAUUCGCGCCUUGACCACGGAUAUGAAUGAAUUAGAGAACCAGAAAUCCAAGGGCGACAAAGAGAAAGUCCAGGAGACAGCACAGCGGCUCAGUCAGGAGUUCCUCAAACUGGCCGAUUAUGUGAGCGACAGCGUUGGCAUCGCUCGCGAGUGUGUGCUCACCGCAUUUUCGCUGCAUCCAACCAGAGCCUGUUACGAUCGGAUUAAGGAUAUGGCCAUCGCUUGCGGCAAGAUAAUCCGCGAGGCCCAUGCAUCCAAGGAAGCGCUAUUUAAAGGAGCUGAAACUAAAUUCGAGGCAGAUAUUAACACCAAAAUCAAGACGGAAAAGAUGAAAAAAGAGAUAAAAUGCGAGGAGUCUACGAGUCUAGAUGAUAUUGAAAUAACGUCGAUUGAGAAUGCAGUCUGUGUACAGUUGAAUGAUGGUAAUCCGACAAUGACGCUAGAGCUAACAACGAUGGAAAAGUCAAGGAUAAAAGAAGAGUCAACAGUGGUUAAGACGUUGAGAAGGAAAGACAAGUCGAAAGAAAGUUUCUCGGAUAACCGGAGUCAGCAGCAGUGCCAUUCGCAAAAUCCUAUGACAAUUAAGAUCGAUACAGACAAAGAUAUGGUAAUUAAAGAAGAAAUGUUGUCUGAAAUAAAAAGGGAUACCAAUCAAGAUGAACCAUCUGCAAGGAUUGCACCAAUUAUUGAAAGGAAUCAGGGCGCAUUAAUCCUUAUUAAAGGCCAUGCCGUAACCGGUUCAGCUAAUUAUGAUGAGAAGGCAGUGCCCAGUCAAGUGCUAGAUGGCGAGAAGCUCGGGAUAAGUCCACAACUUUGUGACGAUCUUGCCGUUGUAUUAAGUAGUCAACGGUAUCAUGUACUCACUUGGUGGCUAGAUUGGAAAGAACUUAGCGAACUCUGUGAAAGGUAUCUUGAAAAUGCUGAAGAGAUGCGCAAUACAAAUAAGGAGCUUAAGUACCUGAACAUUGAUUAUUCGCAGUUCAAAGAUCAGCCAUACGAAGACGAUCCACGCGAUGCUCUUUUCUAUGGUAUUGAAAAAGGCUAUGAACAAUGGGAUGAUUCAGAUUACUCGGAAUCUGACAUGUUCCAGCAGUCGUCAGUUACGAAAGCGCCGACAAGACGUAGCCUUGAUGAUAGCUCAGAUACAGACAGCGAGAACGUAGUUGCCCAGCCGGUGAAAAGAGGCAGGCCAAAGAAGGUGCCGCGACUUGAGUCGUCAGAAAGUGAAUACGAUGUACGGCAUCGUAAGUCCAAACAAAGAUUUAGAAAAGCUUUGAUAUCGAGUUCUGAGAGCGACAUUAACACACAGGAUAGUCAAACUGAUAGUUUAGGAAGCGAUGGAUUUAAGCGAGAAUUAAAGAUGAAUAAGAAAACAUGCAAUGGCACCAAAAAGAUAACAAAGCGACGACCAAAGAAGACAAAACUAACGGUAGACUCAGUAUCUCAUUUUCAUAUGCUUGUAAAUGAAAAUAUCCGACCUAGUAGUGGCGUAGACGGCGUUGGUGACAAUAGCAAUAAUGACAUUAUGACCCUUUUCUCGGCAGAUAUGGAUGAGAAUAAGCGCGAAACUAUUAAAGGUUCAGCGGCAUUUAAUGCUGCACAACUAAUAAUUACGGAGAAGCGUAGUGAUCCCGAAGUCAUUAAAUCCCUACGCAUGUUCAGGCCACAUUCUAAAAAGCUUACACAGGUCAAUAAAAAAUCAUCCAAUAGUAUCAACGCUACUAGCAAAAAGAAAGAGAAUAACAACAUGAAUGAAAAUAAUGAGAAUGGUAUGUCAACGAAAUUCGCUCCAAUGCUCAGCACAUUAAAUCUCAAUCCGAAAAUUGCUUUGAGAAGAGUCGAUGAAAUCGAUAAAAAAUUGGCGUUGCAACAAAAGAAACAACAGGUCACUGCUGGAGAUUUGAGUGAUGAACUAAGGAAUAUACAAAAAACCAUACCAUUUUCUUCCAAUAAAAAUUCCUUAACUGGCUUUUCUAAGCAAAAAACAUUGACGAGGCCACGGAAGAAUACAACAGCAAAGUCCAAACUUCAACAAAUCUUAUCGAAGACGGUACCAGGUAUGCGUUCAAUGGAGUUCUCAGUGCUACCACGUGUCCAGUCAACAGUCCACGUAGUUCAGUUAACGCGUAAUAUAUCGCAGAGUCCAAAUUCCAAUGCUUCGAGUAAUACACCACCACGUAAUCGUAGCAACAUCCAAUUGCCAGGAACCCCGUCGUCGGGCGGACACGAUAGUGGCGUAGGAAUGAGUCCCGCAGGACAGACACCACCUCCUCCCACCAGAUCCUCGUCCCUUCAGGAUGUCGGUGAGGAAGCCAAUCAACCACCUGAUACUUCACCUGGAUUAGAUUCUACGAAUACAUCAACCAUGGAUUCCAUAGAUAAUACGAGGACCGUCGCUUUAGCUGUACUAGCAAAUCAAAGAAUCGGCUCGAAUCAAUCACCAAAAAAGUCGCCAUCGCCAUCAACAAUCAAUACUACUGAGCAACAGCUUGUUCUUUGUAAACCAGAUGGCACUUAUCACCUCGUUAGUCCGAGUAUCGUCACAGGCCAACGGAACAUAUUAUCUCUGCAGAACUUCGAGGAUGGAAACAUUGGUUUUGCGCGACAGGUGUCUGUCGCUUCUGUAGCUGGUACUGACGCCAAGACGACACAGUCGCAGACCAAUAGGAAUGCUGGACUACCCAAGUUCCAACAAGCCUUCGGCAAAACCAUCUGCACUUUGUCAACCGAGUCAACGACUGUACCGUCCUCGUCUGCAGCUGACACACACGAAGCACCAGCAGCACCAGCCGGAGCAGCUACGAAUGUUCAACGGGCAGGCAAUAAAUCGUCAACCUCUUUGAAUAUGUCGAAAGCUGUGCAGACAUCUGUGCAGGCAUCCGUGCAGAACACGAACAUCACAAACAUUCCAAAUCUGCAAGUAUCCACGGGAGCUCGACAGAUUCUCAACAUUGUCCAAAGUGCGGUGACGAGCGCCAACUCCAGUGCGGGUAAUCCUGGACAAACACUACAGCUCUGCAGUGUGCCCAACUCGACCCCUGGAGUUAUCUACACGCACAAGAUACCUGUAACGAUCGCUGGAGCAAAUCCAGCAACGCAAUUAAUAUCCAUACCUGCAUCUAUUUCUAACAAUCGAUCACCGGUACAGGUGAAGCUGAAUAUCAUAAGGACUGCACCGUUCCGAUCAGCUAGCGGGGCGAUUCAGGCAGUUUUGGCCUCGAGGAUACAACAGCCUCAACAGAUUCAGCAAGUACAGCAACAACAGCAGCAAAAUGUGAGAUCGGCCGAUUCUUUAAUAAACUCGUCGAUGGAGAUGCCGAAUCAAGUGAGUUCAUCCACCCUCGAGCAGCUCCGCGAGUUUGAGAGCGUAUUGGAGCAAGUUAAGGAACGUAGUACGAGUCAAUCGUCCUCGAGUGAUACGACCACUGUGCAAACGCAAACGCAGUCCCAGGCAGUGCAGAACACCGCGCCGGCGAAACAGUCCCAGCCACAGCAGGUUUCUGUGAGCGCUUUGACACAACAACUCCUUAUGUCCUCGCAAUCACCCAGUAGUGCUCUCGAAUUUCCCAGCAAUGGCAAUACUCUAACAUUCCAGCAGCAGGAGGUUUAUCCACAAAAAGUGGCUCUGAUGUACACAAAUCAAAAUAGCAGCACAGCGACAUCGAAAGUAGUAAACUCGACACCGGUUGUCGUUGUCACAUCGUAUUGCCAACCAGCAGCGUCUCCGGCAUUGAGUGUUACUUCUCAAAGUUCGUCGAGUCCAUGCGUAACACCGGCGCCUACACCCGUUUCAUCUACUGGGAAAACGCCACCUCAGUCAUCUUCAAAAAGUACAAAGAAGGCUGCUCCCAAAACAGUUAAAGUGAACACCCAGAGUACAGCGAAGACAGCUCCGAUUCCUAAACCUCAACAGAAACCCCAGGAGGAUCCUGAGACGACCCAAAGGAUAUAUGCGAUCCUAGGCCAGUAUGCGGAGCAGUUACGUAAUUCGCCGGACUUAAACAACAAGCCAGCACCGAGACGACGUUCAAACCCACCGACGAAUCCCAACCAAUCGUCGAAACGCAAGAAAUCUGGUUCAAGCAAGUCCAAGGCGGUCUCGGGCCAACAGACAUCCGAGCCCAGCCCCAGUGCCGAGGAUACAGGCAGGACAAUGGGUAGCGAGGAUUCGAGUGGCGGUGGCGGAAGUCUUACCGCGGGUGUCGGAUCAGCGACUGCAAUACUGCACGUGCAAGACAGUCCAGCCAACUUUUCCGCCAGCGACGACACACUUGCUGGAAGCAAUAACAUCAGCCAAAGUUCUACUAAUGAUAAUGCAACGCUUAGAAGUGUGUCGGAGACAAAGAGUACAAAUGCAGCUAGUGACUCCAACGACGGUGUAGAAGUAAACAUGAAAAGGCGGAAUCUUAUAUUUGCCGAACCCAAUACAGGUCAAACACGAGCGGUAAUUGUGCAAGAAGCGCUUCAGUCGGGAGUAGGUGAGACUCUCGCCUCGGUGACGAGCAAGAUGACGACGGGCACGGCGGUAUUGGUCUCAGGUACGAAUUUCAUGCUUCCCAUGAACUUUGUUAAAAGUGGACAACAGAUAACGGUCGUUUCGGGGAGCUCAAAGCUCCUUGCGGCUGUUCCGACGGUUCGUACAACCGGCGGCACCUCUGGCGUAUCCAACGCCUUUGUUCUACAGUCCCUCCUCAAUCAAGCAAACAAGGUCAUCCAGCAGCAGCAACAACAACAACAACAACAACAACAACAACAACAGCAGCAGCAAAAGCAGCCGCAACAACAACAACAUCUAAAAUUGUCUCAACAAAGUCAGAUUGUGAUACCGCAGGGCACGGGCGUCGUAAGAUUUGCUAGUGAAGAGGUCGAGAAGGGCGAGAUGAAAGUCGAGGGGGGCAAGACACCAUUGGCGACAAUUGGACUUUUCCAACAUUCGGGCGUCAUAACGAGUAAUCCGAAUAUCGGCCAGCGGAUCUGUAAUUCUUCCAGUGUUAAGGUUCCAAUGGCUAAGCUCGAAGGCAAUCAGCAACAACAACAAAUGGUGCGUUUGACCACAACGAUGAAGGAUGGUGAGUCCAAGGCGGCUACAACCAUUGCUCUCGCGUUUACCGCAAGUAACGACGUUGCUAGUGCCGUAUCUCAGGGCCAAAAGGAGACUAAGAACGGCGUGGUUCCCGAGGACAACAAGAUUGUGUCCCCCAAGACGGUUAAAAGAAAAGAGGAACAGAUCCUCGCAGAUACGAUCACACAAUGUAAUGCUGGCGCCGAUACGUCGGAAUCACUCAGUAAUAAAGUAAAACAGUCGUUGUCGUCUCCAUCACUGGCUUCUGUGACAACACCAUCCUCGUCUUGUCUUGAUGCAGCCACGCAGUUACUUGUGAGUGGUGGGCCAAGUAGUUCGGACAGCCAAGAAUCAGUGUCGUCGACGAUCCCAAACUCGACAAUGGAGAACAGCAGCAUGGACGGAGUGAAGCUUGAAAACGGGGUGCUAUGCGGUAAUGCCCGACUUCAAGAGGCUUGGGAACCGGAGAGGAAAGGCUCACCGGACACACCUUGGCGGUACAUACCAACGACAAAUUCACUGGGUAUCGAUCACCUGAAGGUUUACUCCCGUGACGGUGAGAACUCGGAGAGCGUCCACAGUAGCGUACUUCAGAUCAUCAAUAAAGGCCAGGGCAUCGAAAUGACGAGUGGUGGCGUGUUCCAUACGAAAAAGUACUAUCACACGAUGAAUAACUCAAUGGAGCCCUUCCAGAAAUUUCCGAGUAAGGGACUAACAAAGCCCGGACACACUAACAAUGCUCGCUCUACCGCUGAGCAGGAAAAUCAACAACGACUUAACGACAGGAAGCAACAAAUAAUCGAAUGCGAGCUUAGACUUCAGAAGAGUUUGAGCGAGGAGUGCGAGGACCUUGGUGUCGAUGAACCAAGCACGAGCGAUCUCUUCCCCGAGGCAGAUCUGCUCUUCGACACCAAUCACUCUCCCUCCUUUGAUCAUUCCUCACAAGAAGCCAGCUGCAGCCAGACUUUGAGCGGUACGAGCACAUUGAGCGGCAUCAAAUCAUAUGCCGGAGCAAGCAGCAGCAGCAGUAGUUCCUUCUUUAAAUCAUUGGACUCGGUAUCAACAAGCAGUAGGGACGCGAGUCCUGUAGUCGUGACCUCGGUUCCAUAUCGCGAGCCAAAGAAGAAGACACCGAUUCAGAGACGGACCCCGAAGCUCAAGGAUUCGCAGACGAGGAGGAACAAGCGGAACUUAGACGGCCAACAAUUAGUCGAUGGUACAAGUGCCAGUACCACUGCCAAGCAGCUCAGACUUAGCCUUAUCGACAAUUUGAGCCAAGACGAAGCUUCCAAUAGUAACUCUGACCUUUCCCGACUGUCACCCGCUACCGAUAAUGACUUCUGUAAAGAAACGUUCAAUCAAAAGAUAACAAAUAGAAACGGAUCAAAGGAUAGAGAAGAUACACUGAGUAGUAGCAGAUCGAGUAGUCAUUCGCAGGUAAAGCUCGAUAUGGACGUGGAGCCAUCGGGAACCAGUGCAACAUCAAGUUCUGUACGACGUUCUCUAAAAAUCAACAAUGUUUCUUCAACGGCGAGUUCGGCCGAAGACGACGAGAGCUUAACGCUACUCGAGGAUAGUGCCGCUAGCGUUACAAUACCCUCGCCAUUAUCACCCAUUGCCGGGCCUCUCCUCAUGACACACAGAUUUACUUACGCCAACAAUAAGAAGCGACCGACGGCGGUGAAACAACCUCGCGCCAUCGACUUCUUCAGUGUCGAUACGAGGACAACAAGCUUAAACUGGGAGAGUCCCAUGUCAGAAAGAACGAGAUCGAGCAGUGAUAAUGAUGAGGACGACGACGAAGAUGAGGACGAUGGCGACGAAUCUCCACGCAUAAGUGGUACAGUCGUUCCAGCUCAGCUUGAGCAUAAUAUAGGUGGCAUUGGCAAUGGUUUGCAGGAAGCUAUAACGAGGAGUGUACCUGCAAUCAAGGUCACGCCCGUUGAUCACGCUACAUAUUCAGCUAAAAGAAAAGCACCAGUAGCUCGAAGGACUACAAUUAAUCAAAGGAGUGGUGGAUUCGUCAAAAGGUCAACAGCAACGAAUAAAUCAACGGACUCAAAGCCUGUGAUUUCAAAAUCUCUCUCUAAAAAGUUGAAGCAAUCAACGGCUUCGGCAACAGCAACUGCAACGGCAGCAAUAAUGACAACGAGUGAGAACGAGUCUUCGAGUCCCAUUACCACGGUCGACAAGUUAUACGAAGUGGGCCCCUCUGACGACGAGAACAGUGCGACAACACUUAUGAGCCUCGGAGCCCUCGAUGUCGGAGCCGAACACUGUUUGACGGCGCGUAGAUUGAGCCUACGCGGUCACGUGAAGAAAGGUUGCGCCUGCUGUAAUGGAUCACCAGAGAGGCCCAAAAGCAAAAAGCUCAUAGUACCAAAGUUCCAGCAGCAACAGCAGCAUCUCCAGCAGCAACCCGAGAAUCAUAGUCCUAGUAAAAUUAAGAGAUCGAAACAACAGUCGCAUCAACACCAGGAAAAUCAACAUCAUCAUCAUCAUCAGCAGCAGCAGCAGCAACAGCAGCAGCAACCCGACGAAGACGACGACGAAACUCUUAGUGAAGAAGAGGUAGUCCUAGCUCACACGCGUCUGUACAUUCUUCGUUCGUGA
Ceratosolen solmsi marchali is the source of this 8995-nucleotide messenger RNA. RefSeq lists its product as uncharacterized. Gene Ontology annotation, molecular function: sequence-specific DNA binding. The transcript has 27 exons. The coding region runs from base 332 to 8995 and encodes 2887 amino acids. Lineage: Eukaryota; Metazoa; Arthropoda; Insecta; Hymenoptera; Agaonidae. Gene Ontology annotation, cellular component: nucleus. Gene Ontology annotation, biological process: regulation of gene expression. The record is from RefSeq and is a predicted model, not a curated record.